Messenger RNA from Caenorhabditis briggsae, 417 nucleotides. RefSeq names its product Protein CBR-RPS-29 (gene Cbr-rps-29). Gene Ontology annotation, molecular function: RNA binding; structural constituent of ribosome; zinc ion binding. Lineage: Eukaryota; Metazoa; Nematoda; Chromadorea; Rhabditida; Rhabditidae. Gene Ontology annotation, biological process: translation. Gene Ontology annotation, cellular component: cytosolic small ribosomal subunit; ribosome. The transcript is spliced from 3 exons. The coding region runs from base 1 to 417 and encodes 138 amino acids. The record is from RefSeq and is a predicted model, not a curated record.
AUGGGUUUCCAAAAUUUGUGGUUCUCUCACCCACGCAAGUUCGGACCAGGAUCCCGCUCCUGCCGCGUCUGCGCUGGACACCACGGACUCAUCCGCAAGUACGGCCUCGACCUUUGCCGUAGAUGCUUCCGCGAGCAGGCCAAGGACAUUGGAUUCAAGAAGGUAAUAAAUUCGUUUUUUGGAGCCGUCGCUUUUCAAUUCACGCAGGUUUUAGCUUGCAAGAUAAAACUGACAUCUCGAAGACAGGAGUAUCGUUUCGUAGAGCUACUGUUCAAGAUUGGCAGACACUUAGAACUUUACCGUUCUCAUUACUUUACCAAUUUCACUGUUUUUUCAGCUCGACUAGGCUCCCACGGUCCACAAGUCGUCAACGGCUGCUCCACUAUUGUUGUUGUUAUCAUCCCAUGUCUUCAGUGA